Molecule: messenger RNA, 400 nt
Organism: Baudoinia panamericana UAMH 10762
Lineage: Eukaryota; Fungi; Ascomycota; Dothideomycetes; Mycosphaerellales; Teratosphaeriaceae
Exons: 1
Coding region: 189-374 (61 amino acids)
Source: RefSeq, a predicted model, not a curated record
CUUCCGCCAUCGACUCCAGGCACGAGAUCGAUGGUGUUUCGAUAUGUCGUCGCCCACGUGUCAGGGUAAAUAUCUUCUUUAGGAGCCCAUAUUCGUAACGGUACCGUAGUCCCUGGCGCAUCUUCCUACACUCCGCUCAGGCCCACCACCCUGCCAAGCGAGAAGACUGCUUCUCGCAGCUCACGCUGAUGUCUCGGGCAGAUGCUCUGGUCCCGUUCGGCUUGUACUUGUACGGCUCGCUCCUCCAUAGCUUCGCAGAUACCGUAGGCGGACUGGUGCCCACCGCGCGAACGAGUGACAAUCACGCGAUGACAGUAAAUGAUGCACCCUCGCUGACGCUUGCAGCCACAGCCGGUAUGAAGUACGACCUCUGAGUGACACAUUGUCGAUUGAGUGGCGG